CGUUUUGGUAAAGCAUUGGCAAAAUUGGCACCGUACAAAGUUGUAGUUUAGUACUUUACGUUUGACCGGUUGUAUUUAAAAAAUAAUUAAUGUUAUCUGUUUUUUUUAGUAUUGUACAAUUUAGUAACAAAUGAAGUAAUUUUAUUUGAGCAUGAGACGUUGAAAAUUAUAUUUAAGACUAUUAUUUGUAUAAGGAAAAGUGUAUUUCAAAAAAGUAAACCGGUUUUCAACUUGAAGAAGACUGUGCCAGCGCGAAGGAUAAUAUUUUUAGUGUAAUAUUAAAACUAACAAUGUGGAAGUUAUUGACUGUUUUAAAUAUAAUAUUGCUAAACUUUGUGAUCUCAGAAGAUGUGGGUGAAACCUGUACAUCAAAUCAGUCAAUGGAAGGUGUUUGCAUGGAAGUUUCUAAAUGUGAAGCAGCCAUUGUAGCAAUAACAAACAAGAGAUUUCAUGAAUUUAAUAGAUGUGGUUUCAGUGGAUUUGAAGAAGUGGUAUGUUGUCCUCGGACUACAACAAAAUUUGGAGGAGAUGAUGCAAGGAUAACAACAGAAAGAAUAGCUGAUAGAGAAUGCCAAAAAAUCAAAGAUUCCAGCAUACCACCAUUAGAUUUACAUAUUUUGGGUGGUGAAACUGCAUCAUUGGGGGAAUUUCCACACAUGGUGGCCCUGGGAUACGACAGAGGGAAUGGAUAUGAGUUUGAUUGUGGAGGCUCAGUGCUGUCACAUACUUACGUCCUGAGUGCUGCACAUUGCGUGGAUACUUUAGAUAGGAUACAACCGUCAAUAAUUCGCGGAGGCGUUGUAGAAAUCGGUGGUAAGGAGUUCAAUCCAGACACAGAUGCCAGAAUAGCCGAAAUAAUAUUAAAUCCAAGAUAUAGUAGAAAAGAAAAAUAUCACGAUUUAGCUUUAUUAAGAUUAGAAACACCUUUGCAGUUCUCCAGUAACUUAAAUGCAGUUUGCUUGGAGACGAGUCAGGAAGAUCCUAAAAUACCCCUCACCAUCACCGGAUGGGGAAAAACUAGUAAUACAAGAGACACGAGAAGUAGCUUGCUAUUAAAAACGAAUGUAACUACUGUGGGUCGCAGUAAAUGUAACGAAUCUUACACCAAUUGGCGGAAACUGCCGUCGGGAAUAUCACCCGAACAGAUGUGUGCUGGGGAUCCCGAAGGCAUAAGAGACACGUGUCAGGGAGACUCAGGCGGGCCGCUACAGAGCUCGGGGCCGGAUGGGAUCAGCCGGUUGGUGGGUGUGACGUCAUUCGGUCGCGGCUGCGGAUCCUCCGUGCCCGGCGUCUACACGCGCGUCAGCCGCUACCUCGACUGGAUAGAAAGCCUUGUCUGGCCUAACGCUCAAUAAACACUCAACAUUUUUAUCACACUUCUAAUAGGGAUGACGACAUUUUUUACCAGUAUAUUAGUGUUCUUUUCUCAUAAUCUAAAUUUUUACGAUAAUGCUUUUGUUUUUUUUUUUACACAUAACGAUGACGUAGCGAGGUUCCACUCCUGACCUACCUAGUACAUUUAUUUUUUAUUUUUCGUUUACUAUUCUUUCAUUACCUAAUAACGGAGUAAAUAAUGAAGAUUUUCAAUUUUCAUACUCUGUCGUCGUCCCUAUUGACGUCGUCGUUGUAAGACAUUCUCAAACUAGUUACUUUCAAUUUAUUUAUCUAAAUAAAAUAAAAGACUGAAAAUAAUAAUGUUUUUAUUCACUGGGUGGCUGUGA
Spodoptera litura is the source of this 1721-nucleotide messenger RNA. Its product is annotated as serine protease persephone. The record is from RefSeq and is a predicted model, not a curated record. Gene Ontology annotation, molecular function: serine-type endopeptidase activity. Gene Ontology annotation, biological process: proteolysis. NCBI's taxonomy places the organism in Eukaryota, Metazoa, Arthropoda, Insecta, Lepidoptera, Noctuidae.